GAUGUUUCCGACUUGACUUAUUGGAUAAAAAAGAGUUAUAAAACGCUGUAACAUGCUUGGAAACACGUGGAAUUUGGAUUUAAUAGACUUUUAAAUAAUGGGAUCUCGUAACAGAGCUCAUGAAUACUACACUUGGACAAGUGUACCCCAGGCAGAAGAUUCUGAACCAGAAUCAAGGAUGUUCAAGUGUAAAAAUAUAGACAUCAUUGUGUAUAUUACAGUCAUCAUUUUUGGCAUUGGAUCAUGGGUAGACAUCAAUGGAUUAUGGGUAGAACUGCCAGCAAUGAUUACAGAGGGUCUCCCAGAAGGAUGGAACCUGCCUUCCUAUUUAUCAGUAAUAAUCCAAAUUGCCAACAUAGGACCACUCUUAGUAACUAUUAUUCAUUUGUGUGCCCCUGGCAAACUUAACAACAUAGGUGUGGUUUAUGUCAUAUUAGGAGUAGGAAGUUUAGCUUGUCUGUUCCUUGCUUUCUACUGGAAAACUACAGCUUACGUUGCUGGAGAAGAGAGAAGCAUAGUGCUGCUUGUGUUACAAUUUUUCCUAGCUUUAGUGGACUGUACUACAUCAGUUGUCUUUCUUCCUUUCAUGGUGAAGUUUAAGUCAGAGUAUUUGACGGCUUAUUUUAUUGGAGAGGGAAUGAGUGGAAUGGUGCCGAGUCUGGUAGCACUGGGUCAGGGCAGCGGGUCUGUGUCCUGUGUCAAUGUGUCCUCAACCAACACCACAACCAACAUAACAACGUACAGUGUAUAUCCAAAAUCCAACCCUCCAAAUUUCCCUGUAAGGGAUUUCUUUUUGUUUCUAUUUGCUAUGGUUUUUUCCAGUGGUAUAGCAUUUACACUUCUGAACUAUGUUCCAUAUUACAAAAAAGAGUACGCCUCAGACGAUGAGAUCUCAGAAACAUCAGAUGAUAGUAAAUUUCAAAGCAGCUAUGAACUAACUAAUGGGGAAACACAGGGAAGGAUAACUUUUUCAGACCCAUCAACAAUAGGAUCAUCUACAUCCAAACUUGUAAAGCAAGGAACUAAUGCCCAAAGUGUGGACAAAUCAGGGAUAUUGAAUGAUGACAUAAAAAUAACCAAAAUAGUUCAGCCUAUAUCCAAGUCACUGUAUAUAUAUUUCUUGAUUUUGACAGCUUUUUUGAAUUCCCUCACAAAUAGUGUCUUUCCAUCUAUCCAGACAUUUUCUUGCAUGCCAUAUGGAAUUUCAGCUUACCAUCUAACAGCAGCAUUGUACAAUAUUUCUAACCCUGUAGCUUGCUUUAUUGCAAUGUUCUAUUCAGCAUCUUCCUCCACUGUUAUAAGUUUCCUUUCCUUUCUGGGGUCCUUGGUAGCAGCUAUUAUCCUGUAUACUGCAGCAGCUAGCCCCACUCCAUUACUUGUUGGAACACAAACUGGGGAGGCCCUCAUUAUCACUAUUUGGGUUGUUGGAGGACUGCUUUUAACAUAUUCCAAAGUUGCCAUAGCUACUGUGUUUAGGUCACAGGGUCAAAGAGCACUAAUGUGGAUUGGUGUAAUGCAACAAGUAGGGUCAUUUUUUGGAGCAGUGCUAUUUUACCUAAUCAUAAACGUUUGGAUGAUGUUCAAAAGUGCACCUUACUGUCCAAGUUAAUUACACAUGUACUUUUAGUCACAAAAUUUAAAACCAAAUGAUAAGAAAUAUGGGGCCAUUUUUGAAAACACUGCCUUCAGUUUUCAUAAUCUUGAUAAUAUUAAUUACUGAAUCUCCGGGAAUGGUUUUUUUUUGUGCAUUUGCUUUCACUGGAGUCAUUGUGUGUUGCAGAUGACAGUAAUUUCAGUUUUAAUACAAAUUUUAACGGAGUGCUUUUGUGCUGUGAAAUUUUUAUUUUCCAUUGUUUAUUUGUAGGGUUAGUAUUUUGAUUUAGAUCUGAAAAAUUAAUGUAUUGCUUGAAAAGAA
Saccostrea echinata is the source of this 1915-nucleotide messenger RNA. Its product is annotated as solute carrier family 52, riboflavin transporter, member 3-A-like. The transcript has 3 exons. Lineage: Eukaryota; Metazoa; Mollusca; Bivalvia; Ostreida; Ostreidae. Gene Ontology annotation, molecular function: riboflavin transmembrane transporter activity. Gene Ontology annotation, biological process: riboflavin transport. The record is from RefSeq and is a predicted model, not a curated record. Gene Ontology annotation, cellular component: plasma membrane. Bases 98 to 1609 code for a protein of 503 amino acids.